Messenger RNA from Kazachstania africana CBS 2517, 1266 nucleotides. RefSeq names its product mannosyltransferase KTR2 (gene KTR2). The record is from RefSeq and is a predicted model, not a curated record. Gene Ontology annotation, molecular function: alpha-1,2-mannosyltransferase activity. Lineage: Eukaryota; Fungi; Ascomycota; Saccharomycetes; Saccharomycetales; Saccharomycetaceae. Gene Ontology annotation, cellular component: Golgi apparatus; membrane. Gene Ontology annotation, biological process: protein N-linked glycosylation; cell wall mannoprotein biosynthetic process. The transcript has a single exon. The coding region runs from base 1 to 1266 and encodes 421 amino acids.
AUGCUAAUAGAUCAAUUGAAGAGCCGUAUUCGAGGUUUUGUCUACUUAAUCAUAUGCAUUUGUUUAGUUAAGACAUUCGUAAUGUAUAAAUGGGCAAAUGGUACAUUUUAUACUGAUGCCUACUACAUCAGGAGAUCUGAAGAAGCUUUAAGAGCGAACCAAUUACUUAGUCGUCGCUAUAUGCUAAGUAAUGUGAAAUUAUCAACUAAUUCUUAUGUCAAACAUGAUACAAUAGGGCCCACUCAGUUAGGAAGAUUCCAAAGAGAAAAUGCAACUUUGCUUAUGUUAGUAAGGAAUGAAGAACUAGCAGGUGCCUUAAGGGCAAUGCGUUCUUUAGAAGAUAGAUUCAAUAAAAAUUAUCAUUAUGACUGGAUAUUCCUAAAUGAUGUUCCAUUUGAAGACAUAUUCAUUGAGACAACAUCAGCUAUGGCUAGUGGGAUCACGAAAUAUGCCGUCGUCCCUUCCAGUGACUGGAGCACGCCUAACUGGAUAGAUCAAGAUUUGUAUGCCAGGCAGAGAGAGUAUAUGACGAAGAUAAAAGUUCUUCAUGGAGAAUCGGAAUCAUAUAGAAAUAUGUGUCGUUUCUAUUCGGGUUUCUUCUUCAGGCAGGAAGUUUUGGACAAUUAUGAUUAUUAUUUCAGAGUAGAACCGGAUGUAGAAUAUUUCUGUGACUUUUCCUAUGACCCAUUUAAAAUAAUGAAAGAGCAAAACAAAAAGUAUGGAUUUGUAAUUUCCUUACACGAAUAUGAAGAUACUAUCCCUACCCUGUGGGAGGCAGUCGAUGAAUACAUACAAGAAGACGAAGGGUAUGAUAUUGAUAUGGAAAACAAUAUUUUUGAUUUUAUUAUACAAGAAGAUUCAAUUAGUAGCGCAAAAGUUUUCGAUUCCAAUUCAGACUACAACCUUUGUCAUUUUUGGACAAAUUUCGAAAUUGCAGACCUGAAUUUCUUUCGAAGUGAUAAGUACUUGAGAUUUUUCAAUUAUUUAGAUUCGAAAGGUGGAUUCUACUACGAAAGAUGGGGCGACGCACCUAUUCAUACAAUUGCAGCCUCACUUUUCCUACGGCCAGACGAGGUAAUUCAUUUUGAACAAAUUGGAUACAAACAUUCUCCUUAUUUUGCAUGUCCAAGUGCAUACUCAUAUCGACUCAACCAGCGCUGUCUGUGUGAUUACGCAGGCACAGGUAAUAUCCACUUAGAAGCGAUUAGUUGUCUACAAGAAUGGUGGAAAUGGGGAGGUGGUAAAACAUUUAUGAGCAACUAUUAA